UGCGAGGGAGGAAGAGACAAGUUAUGGAGGAGGAGAAGCCCCCCUCCCCACCUUCUUCUUCUUCGUCAUUGCCGGUACCUUCGCCGAGCACAAGGUGGAAUCCCACCAAAGAACAGAUCACCAUUCUCGAAGGUCUUUACUGGCAAGGUAUCCGAACUCCAACGGCUGAUCAAAUACAGCAUAUCACCAGCAAGCUGAGGGAGUUCGGUUCUAUUGAAGGGAAAAAUGUCUUCUACUGGUUUCAAAAUCACAAAGCUCGUCAGCGACAGAAACAGAAGCAAGAGAGCUUCGCCUACUUUAGCCGUCUACUGCACCGCCACCCUUCGACACAGCCUCCAACACCACCGCCACCGCCGCCAGCUUGCUCUCCGUUUUGCCUGCAAGUGCAUCAAGUUAGCGGAGUUGGUUUGUACAAGCCACAGUACCCUCACGUCUACUUAGCUGGAGGAGCUUUGAGGAGGCCAUUGCCGGAGCUUCAACGAAUGGAAAUAGCUUCAAACAGAACAAUAGAACCGAUUUCUAGUGCUGGUCAAAUCUCUUAUCAAACCCUGCAGCUCUUUCCUCUUCACCCAACCGGCAUAUUGGAGAAGUCUGAGAGAGCUCUUACAUCCGCUUCCAUGGAAACUGAAUGUCAUGAAGAUGGUCAAGAUGAAGAAGAUUAUGAGAUCUUGCCAUUAUUCAACUUUUUUGGUGCUAACAAAAGCUAA
This is a messenger RNA of Phalaenopsis equestris, 707 nucleotides long. RefSeq names its product WUSCHEL-related homeobox 5-like. The coding region runs from base 24 to 707 and encodes 227 amino acids. Gene Ontology annotation, biological process: plant organ development. The transcript is spliced from 2 exons. The record is from RefSeq and is a predicted model, not a curated record. NCBI's taxonomy places the organism in Eukaryota, Viridiplantae, Streptophyta, Magnoliopsida, Asparagales, Orchidaceae. Gene Ontology annotation, molecular function: DNA-binding transcription factor activity; DNA binding.